AUGAAUUCAGGUGUUGAUUCAAAGAUCAUCUAUAGGGGUGAAAUGAAAAAUGGUAAAAGAGAAAAUAGAUGGGAUAUUUUUUAUGAAGAGAAACAGAUGUAAGAAAAGAUAGCUUGAGCGUUUUUUAGCGGUGGUGGAUCCUAUGAUGAAGAAGGAGAUAAGAAUGGAAAGUGGAUUGAUAUUAGUGAUUUGUUUUCAGUUAAUUCAUAAGUGAUUUAUGAUGGUGAAUAUAAAAAUGGGAAAAAGAUUGGUAGAUGGGAUAUUUUAUAUAGAAUGAAUGCGUUUCAAUAAUUUAAAUAGAUGUAAUCAAUAUUAUUAAUAGAAAAUUUUUUUAGUGGCGGUGGAUCCUAUGAUGAAGCAGGUGAUAAGAAUGAAAAGUGGAUUGAUAUUAGUGACCUGUUUUUAGUGAUUAAAUAAGUGACUUAUAAUGGUGAAUAUAAAAAUGGGAAAAAGAUUGGUAGAUGGGAUAUUUGGUUUAAAGAUUUUGGGAAUGCUAAACAAAAUAAUAAAGUGUAAAUAUAUCAUUUCAUCUUUUAUCUUUUAGUGGCGGGGGAUCAUAUGAUGAAGAAGGUAAAGGCACAAAGGUUGGGAAAUGGAUAGACUUCGAUGAUAAAUUUGAGAAUAAAAUAUUAAUCCAGUAUAUUGGAACAUAUGAGAAUGGUUAAAAAGUUGGAAGCUGGAAUAUUGUAUGGUAUGAGAAAUUUUAGAUGUAAUGAUUAUUAUAUAAUGUACUAUUUUUUUUAGCGGAGGGGGAUCAUAUGAUGAAGAAGGUAAAGGCACAAAGGUUGGGAAAUGGAUAGACUUCGAUGAUAAAUUUGAGAAUAAAAAAUAAAUACUGUAUAUUGGAACAUAUGAGAAUGGUUAAAGAGUUGGAAGCUGGAAAAUUUUUUGGUGUGGUGGGUAAUAGAUGUAUUAAGUUUUAUAAAUAUUGCAAACUUUUUAUAGUGGGGGCGGAUCAUAUGAUGAAAAAGGUUUAGGUAUAAAGGUUGGAUCAUGGAUUGAUUUAGAUGAUGGUUUCGACUAAUCAAAAUAGGUUACAUACAAUGGUGAAUAUCAAAAUGGUAAAAAAAUUGGUAGGUGGAAUAUAAAUUGGAGUAAAGGAUAAUAAAUGUAAUAAAGAUUAUAUAAAGUCUAACAUAUUUAGUGGUGGUGGAGUUUAUGAUGAAGGAGGUGAUGAAAUAAAAAUUGGUUUGUGGAUAGAAAUAGAUGAUAAAUUUAGCCUGUAACAGUAACUCACAUACAUUGGUGAAUAUAAAAAUGGGAAAAAAGUUGGUUUUUGGGAUAUUUAUUUUAAAGAAUAUGGGAAUGAUAAAUAAAAUAAUAAAAUGUAAAUAUAUCAAUUAAUCUUGUAGUGGUGGAGGAUCUUUUGAUGAUGAAGGUAAUGGCAUAAAAGUUGGGAAAUGGAUUGAUUUAAAUUUAAAAUUUGAUUAGUGGCAUUAAAUUACUUAUAAGGGCUAAUACUUAAAUGGGCAAAAGAUAGGCUUAUGGAAGACAUGUAGAAGAGAAAAUAACAUAUUGAAAUUAUAGUAUUUAAUUAUUCAUGUUAAUUAGAUGUUGUGUUAAUUAUAAUCAGAAUGGUAAAGAGAUUUUUAGAAGCAGAGAGUAUUUCUUGCAGUUUUAUAUUUUAGAGAUUCAAAUUUUAUUCAUAUGGGUGAGUUUAAUAACGGUAAAAAGGUUGGAACAUGGAAGAUUUUGUUUAAAGAGAAUGAUACAUACAAUUAGAUGUAAUGAUUUCAAUAUUAAUUUAAUUAGAGGUGGAGGAUCAUAUGAUUAAGAAGGGCAGGAAUUAAAGAUUGGCGAAUGGAUUGAUGUAGAUUACUAUCUUAAUUGGCGGCCAAAAACUUAUAAAGGCGAAUACAAAAAUGGGAAAAAGGUAGGCUUAUGGAAAACAUUUAAAAAAUAAUAUAAAAAAAUGAUAUUACAGUAUUUAAUAUUUCAUUUUUAAAUAGGGGUUGUGUUAAUUAUGAUUUGAAUGGCCAAGAAAUUUUUAGAAGCGAAGGGUAUAUCUUGUUCUUUUCUUAUCUUAGAGAUUCAAAUUUUAUUGAUAUGGGUGAGUUUAAUAACGGUAAAAAGGUUGGAACAUGGAAGAUUUUGUUUAAAGAGAAUGAUACAUACAAUUAGAUGUAAUGAUUUCAAUAUUAAUUUAAUUAGAGGUGGAGGAUCAUAUGAUUAAGAAGGGCAGGAAUUAAAGAUUGGCGAAUGGAUUGAUGUAGAUUACUAUCUUAAUUGGCGGCCAAAAACUUAUAAAGGCGAAUACAAAAAUGGGAAAAAGGUAGGCUUAUGGAAAACAUUUAAAAAAUAAUAUAAAAAAAUGAUAUUACAGUAUUUAAUAUUUCAUUUUUAAAUAGGGGUUGUGUUAAUUAUGAUUUGAAUGGCCAAGAAAUUUUUAGAAGCGAAGGGUAUAUCUUGUUCUUUUCUUAUCUUAGAGAUUCAAAUUUUAUUGAUAUGGGUGAGUUUAAUAACGGUAAAAAGGUUGGAACAUGGAAGAUUUUGUUUAAAGAGAAUGAUACAUACAAUUAGAUGUAAUGAUUUCAAUAUUAAUUUAAUUAGAGGUGGAGGAUCAUAUGAUUAAGAAGGGCAGGAAUUAAAGAUUGGCGAAUGGAUUGAUGUAGAUUACUAUCUUAAUUGGCGGCCAAAAACUUAUAAAGGCGAAUACAAAAAUGGGAAAAAGGUAGGCUUAUGGAAAACAUUUAAAAAAUAAUAUAAAAAAAUGAUAUUACAGUAUUUAAUAUUUCAUUUUUAAAUAGGGGUUGUGUUAAUUAUGAUUUGAAUGGCCAAGAAAUUUUUAGAAGCGAAGGGUAUAUCUUGUUCUUUUCUUAUCUUAGAGAUUCAAAUUUUAUUGAUAUGGGUGAGUUUAAUAACGGUAAAAAGGUUGGAACAUGGAAGAUUUUGUUUAAAGAGAAUGAUACAUACAAUUAGAUGUAAUGAUUUCAAUAUUAAUUUAAUUAGAGGUGGAGGAUCAUAUGAUUAAGAAGGGCAGGAAUUAAAGAUUGGCGAAUGGAUUGAUGUAGAUUACUAUCUUAAUUGGCGGCCAAAAACUUAUAAAGGCGAAUACAAAAAUGGGAAAAAGGUAGGCUUAUGGAAAACAUUUAAAAAAUAAUAUAAAAAAAUGAUAUUACAGUAUUUAAUAUUUCAUUUUUAAAUAGGGGUUGUGUUAAUUAUGAUUUGAAUGGCCAAGAAAUUUUUAGAAGCGAAGGGUAUAUCUUGUUCUUUUCUUAUCUUAGAGAUUCAAAUUUUAUUGAUAUGGGUGAGUUUAAUAACGGUAAAAAGGUUGGAACAUGGAAGAUUUUGUUUAAAGAGAAUGAUACAUACAAUUAGAUGUAAUGAUUUCAAUAUUAAUUUAAUUAGAGGUGGAGGAUCAUAUGAUUAAGAAGGGCAGGAAUUAAAGAUUGGCGAAUGGAUUGAUGUAGAUUACUAUCUUAAUUGGCGGCCAAAAACUUAUAAAGGCGAAUACAAAAAUGGGAAAAAGGUAGGCUUAUGGAAAACAUUUAAAAAAUAAUAUAAAAAAAUGAUAUUACAGUAUUUAAUAUUUCAUUUUUAAAUAGGGGUUGUGUUAAUUAUGAUUUGAAUGGCCAAGAAAUUUUUAGAAGCGAAGGGUAUAUCUUGUUCUUUUCUUAUCUUAGAGAUUCAAAUUUUAUUGAUAUGGGUGAGUUUAAUAACGGUAAAAAGGUUGGAACAUGGAAGAUUUUGUUUAAAGAGAAUGAUACAUACAAUUAGAUGUAAUGAUUUCAAUAUUAAUUUAAUUAGAGGUGGAGGAUCAUAUGAUUAAGAAGGGCAGGAAUUAAAGAUUGGCGAAUGGAUUGAUGUAGAUUACUAUCUUAAUUGGCGGCCAAAAACUUAUAAAGGCGAAUACAAAAAUGGGAAAAAGGUAGGCUUAUGGAAAACAUUUAAAAAAUAAUAUAAAAAAAUGAUAUUACAGUAUUUAAUAUUUCAUUUUUAAAUAGGGGUUGUGUUAAUUAUGAUUUGAAUGGCCAAGAAAUUUUUAGAAGCGAAGGGUAUAUCUUGUUCUUUUCUUAUCUUAGAGAUUCAAAUUUUAUUGAUAUGGGUGAGUUUAAUAACGGUAAAAAGGUUGGAACAUGGAAGAUUUUGUUUAAAGAGAAUGAUACAUACAAUUAGAUGUAAUGAUUUCAAUAUNCAUUAAAUUACUUAUAAGGGCUAAUACUUAAAUGGGCAAAAGAUAGGCUUAUGGAAGACAUGUAGAAGAGAAAAUAACAUAUUGAAAUUAUAGUAUUUAAUUAUUCAUGUUAAUUAGAUGUUGUGUUAAUUAUAAUCAGAAUGGUAAAGAGAUUUUUAGAAGCAGAGAGUAUUUCUUGCAGUUUUAUAUUUUAGAGAUUCAAAUUUUAUUCAUAUGGGUGAGUUUAAUAACGGUAAAAAGGUUGGAACAUGGAAGAUUUUGUUUAAAGAGAAUGAUACAUACAAUUAGAUGUAAUGAUUUCAAUAUUAAUUUAAUUAGAGGUGGAGGAUCAUAUGAUUAAGAAGGGCAGGAAUUAAAGAUUGGCGAAUGGAUUGAUGUAGAUUACUAUCUUAAUUGGCGGCCAAAAACUUAUAAAGGCGAAUACAAAAAUGGGAAAAAGGUAGGCUUAUGGAAAACAUUUAAAAAAUAAUAUAAAAAAAUGAUAUUACAGUAUUUAAUAUUUCAUUUUUAAAUAGGGGUUGUGUUAAUUAUGAUUUGAAUGGCCAAGAAAUUUUUAGAAGCGAAGGGUAUAUCUUGUUCUUUUCUUAUCUUAGAGAUUCAAAUUUUAUUGAUAUGGGUGAGUUUAAUAACGGUAAAAAGGUUGGAACAUGGAAGAUUUUGUUUAAAGAGUAUGGCACAUACAAUUAGAUGUAAUGAUUUCAAUAUUAAAUUUAAUUAGAGGUGGAGGAUCAUAUGAUUAAGAAGGGCAAGAAUUAAAGAUUGGUGAAUGGAUUGUAUUGGGAGAUCGGUUUGAAAAAGAGAAAUAAGUAACUUUUGUUGGUGAAUAUAAUUAUGGCAAAAAAGUUGGAAGAUGGGAUAUUUGGUUUAAAUAAUAUAGAUAUGGAAGUGAUGGAAAAAAUAAUAAAAUGUAUAUUAAAAGUGAGCAAAUUAUAAUAGUGGUGGUGGGUCAUAUGAUAACGCAGGUAAUGAAGUUAAAAUUGGUAUGUGGAAAGAAUUGGAUGAUAAAUUUGGCUUUUAAAAAGAGAUAUCCUAUAUUGGUGAAUAUAAAAAUGGGAAAAAAGUGGGUGGAUGGGAAAUCACCCUCCUCGAUGAAGUGAUGUAAAAUAUAUCAGUGUAAAAUUUCUUAGUGGUGGUGGAGAAUAUGAUGAGGAUGGCAAUAACAAUAAAAUUGGAUAGUGGAUUGAAAUUUGUGAUUAUUUUUAAUUUCACUGUUAAGUUACAUAUAAUGGAGAAUAUGACAAUUGUAAAAAAAUUGGUAGAUGGAAUAUUAUGUUUAAAGAGAAUGAGAAGGAUAAAUAAAAUAAUAAAAUGUAUAUUAAUAAUGAGCAAAUAAUUUUAGUGGUGGUGGUUCAUAUGAUAACGGAGGUAAUGGAAUAAAAAUUGGUUUGUGGAUAGAAAUAGAUGAUAAAUUUAGCCUGUAACGUUAACUCACAUACAUUGGUGAAUAUUAAAAUGGGAAAAAAGUUGGUUUUUGGGAUAUGUAUUUUAAAGAAUAUGGGAAUGAUAAAUAAAAUAAUAAAAUGUAAAUAUAUCAAUUAAUUUUGUAGUGGUGGAGGAUCUUAUGAUGAUGAAGGUAAUGGCAUAAAGGGUGGGGAAUGGAUUGAUAUAGCUUUCCACUUUGAUUAAAGCCAUUAAAUUACUUAUAAGGGCUAAUACUUAAAUGGGCAAAAGAUAGGCUUAUGGAAGACAUGUAGAAGAGAAAAUAACAUAUUGAAAUUAUAGUAUUUAAUUAUUCAUGUUAAUUAGAUGUUGUGUUAAUUAUAAUCAGAAUGGUAAAGAGAUUUUUAGAAGCAGAGAGUAUUUCUUGCAGUUUUAUAUUUUAGAGAUUCAAAUUUUAUUCAUAUGGGUGAGUUUAAUAACGGUAAAAAGGUUGGAACAUGGAAGAUUUUGUUUAAAGAGAAUGAUACAUACAAUUAGAUGUAAUGAUUUCAAUAUUAAUUUAAUUAGAGGUGGAGGAUCAUAUGAUUAAGAAGGGCAGGAAUUAAAGAUUGGCGAAUGGAUUGAUGUAGAUUACUAUCUUAAUUGGCGGCCAAAAACUUAUAAAGGCGAAUACAAAAAUGGGAAAAAGGUAGGCUUAUGGAAAACAUUUAAAAAAUAAUAUAAAAAAAUGAUAUUACAGUAUUUAAUAUUUCAUUUUUAAAUAGGGGUUGUGUUAAUUAUGAUUUGAAUGGCCAAGAAAUUUUUAGAAGCGAAGGGUAUAUCUUGUUCUUUUCUUAUCUUAGAGAUUCAAAUUUUAUUGAUAUGGGUGAGUUUAAUAACGGUAAAAAGGUUGGAACAUGGAAGAUUUUGUUUAAAGAGUAUGGCACAUACAAUUAGAUGUAAUGAUUUCAAUAUUAAAUUUAAUUAGAGGUGGAGGAUCAUAUGAUUAAGAAGGGCAAGAAUUAAAGAUUGGUGAAUGGAUUGUAUUGGGAGAUCGGUAUGAAAUAGAGAAAUAAGUAACUUUUGUUGGUGAAUAUAAUUAUGGCAAAAAAGUUGGAAGAUGGGAUAUUUGGUUUAAAUAAUAUAGAUAUGGAAGUGAUGGAAAAAAUAAUAAAAUGUAUAUUAAAAGUGAGCAAAUUAUAAUAGUGGUGGUGGGUCAUAUGAUAACGCAGGUAAUGAAGUUAAAAUUGGUAUGUGGAAAGAAUUGGAUGAUAAAUUUGGCUUUUAAAAAGAGAUAUCCUAUAUUGGUGAAUAUAAAAAUGGGAAAAAAGUGGGUGGAUGGGAAAUCACCCUCCUCGAUGAAGUGAUGUAAAAUAUAUCAGUGUAAAAUUUCUUAGUGGUGGUGGAGCAUAUGAUGAGGAUGGCAAUAACAAUAAAAUUGGGUAGUGGAUUGAAUAGGAUUUUGCAUUUAAUAAUCACUAACUACUAUUGUAUAAAGGUGAAUAUAAGAACGGUUAAAAGGUUGGCAGAUGGGAUGUAUUUUUUAGAGAAUAAAAUGAAAAAUCAUUAAAAAAUAUGUAAUAAUCUCAUAAUAAAAUACAUAAUAUUAUUAGUGGGUAUGGGUCCUUUGAUAAAGGAGGAAACGGCAUCAAAAUUGUGAAGUGGUAUUUUUUGGAGAAUGAAAUCAGAACAAGAAAUGUAAUCUCUUAUAAUUGUAUAUAUAAAUAUGAUUAUUAAAAGAAUCAUGGAUGAAACUAGCAGUAGAAAAAUAAAAGGAAUUUUGA
Messenger RNA from Paramecium octaurelia, 7278 nucleotides. The record is from the annotation of a GenBank genome assembly. Lineage: Eukaryota; Ciliophora; Oligohymenophorea; Peniculida; Parameciidae.